AUGGCGACGGACGCGUCAUCAAUACAGACAGCAUAUCGCGUUGGUCGAAUUGCGGUAGACGCGUUGAUGAUGCCAGCGGCAAAUAGGGAUCUGGCGACGAUCAGUUGCAGUCGUGAACACAUCGUGGCCUCAACCCAUGAACAGAGACUGGAGGACGGCUUGGUGCGCAACACUCAGCGCCUCGAGCGCCGCAACGCGCGUCGAGCAACGCCCCAUACGCUCGUGCCGCCAGCCGAUUCAGCCACCCCGCAAGAAUAG
Parnassius apollo (apollo) is the source of this 258-nucleotide messenger RNA. Lineage: Eukaryota; Metazoa; Arthropoda; Insecta; Lepidoptera; Papilionidae. The record is from the annotation of a GenBank genome assembly.